Molecule: messenger RNA, 1977 nt
Organism: Miscanthus lutarioriparius
Lineage: Eukaryota; Viridiplantae; Streptophyta; Magnoliopsida; Poales; Poaceae
Source: the annotation of a GenBank genome assembly
AUGGGGGAGGGGGUGAAGGAGAUGCUGGCUCCGCCGAUCCAGCUGGCCGACGAGGUCGCCAAGCAGUGCGCUGCCGCGCGGAGCUUCCGCUUCGAGUGCGCCGACCUCAAGGCCCGCGCCGACAAGCUGGCGGCGCUGCUGCGGCAGGCGGCGCGGGCGCCGGAACUCUACGACCGCCCCGCUGCCCGCAUCUUGACCGGGGCCACCCAGGCGCUGUCCAGAGCCUCCGCCCUCGCCGCCCGCUGCGCUCGGGGCCACCCGCGCCUGCGCAGCCUCUUCACGCUCAGCCCCGCCGCCGGGUUCCCCCGGGCCCUGGCGGCGCUCGACACGGCGCUCGAGGACGUCGCGUGGCUGCUCCGCAUCUCCUCGCCUGGCGCCACCGGCGACGGGGACGACGACUCGCUCCUCGGCCUCCCCAACAUCGCGCAGAACGAGCCCAUCCUCUUCUUCAUCUGGGACCAUGUUGCGCGCCUGCACACGGGCUCACCGGCCGCCCGCGCUGACUCGGCGGUCAACCUCGCCUCGCUCGCCCGCGACAACCAGCACUUCGCCAAGCUCAUCAUCGAGGAGGACGGCGUGCCGCCGCUGCUCAAGCUGCUCAAGGACGGCACCGACGAGGGCCAGGAGGCCGCCGCACGCGCCCUGGGCCUCCUGGGCUGUGACGCCGAGAGCGUCGACAAGCUCGUGCAGGCCGGGGUUUGCUCCUCCUUCGCCACCGCGCUCAAGGAGCCGCCCAUGCGCGUGCAGGCUGCUGUGGCGGAGGCCAUCGCGUCCCUGGCUGACCGGAGCUCCACCUGCCAGGACCUUUUCGCGCAGAACAAUGCCGUCCGGUACCUUGUUGGACACCUCGCUUCCGGGACUAUCCAGGAGCACAGCCGGUACUCCGUCGGCUCCAGCAGCUCCAAGAACAGCGCAGCCGCUGCUGCCACAACACAGCAGCCCAUGAAGUCACUCCACUCGGUGGUGCUUGCCAAGACGCUGAGCAUGCGCCACAGCGGUGACCGCGACAUCUCCAGCGGUGGCGCCGAUGAGCCGCCAAGGAUGUCCAAUGGAACACCAGGAGGCGAUCAAGACACAAAAAGGAACCCCCAAAUGCAGUCGGUGGUACACUCGGCUAUGGCUGCCAAGACAAACACAAAUGGCUCAUUGGUUCCGCCGUUCAGGCCUCAGCUGGGCACCAGUGGCUCCAGUGGCCGUGGUGCUCGUGAGGUGGAGGAUCCUGAAACCAAGGCACAUUUGAAGGCUAUGGCGGCAAAAGCUUUGUGGAAGCUUGCUCAUAACCAUUUGGGUGUGUGCAAGAGCGUUACAGAGUCACGCGCGCUACUGUGCUUUGCUGUGCUCCUUGAGAAGGGUGAUGGCGAUAUGGGCACUAAUGUGCAGUACUUCUCAGCAAUGGCAAUCAUGGAGAUUGCCCGUGUUGCUGAACACAGCCUCGUGCUGCGGCAAUCAGCAUUCAAACCCAGCUCCCCAGCAGCCAAGGCUGUUGUUGAUCAGCUGCUUCGUGUUGUCCGCAGGGGUGAAUACGAUGCAUUGCUUCUCCCAUGCAUCACAGCCCUUGGCUGCCUUUCUCGUACCUUCACUGCAAGUGAGACCAGGAUAGUGGCCCCUCUUGUGCAGCUUCUCGAUGAGCGUGAGCCUCCAGUCAUAAAGGAGGCUGUUGUUGCCCUCACCAAGUUUGCGUGCACUGAGAACCACCUACAUGUGAACCACUGCAAGGCCAUUGUUGAUGAUGGUGGUGCGCGCCACCUUGUCCAGCUUGUCUACCUUGGCGACGACGUGCAGAAUGAGGCGCUGAUACUACUCUGUUACAUUGCAUUGUAUGUGCCUGAGAGCGAGGAACUCGCACAAGCUGGUGUGCUGGCCGUGCUGCUUUGGGCAUCAAAGCAGGCUCACAUGGUGCAGGACACGCGUGUUGAGGCGUUGCUUCCAGAUGCCAAAGCGAGGCUCGAGCUGUUCCAGUCCAGGGCCUCCAGGUGA